Molecule: messenger RNA, 5585 nt
Organism: Scatophagus argus
Lineage: Eukaryota; Metazoa; Chordata; Actinopteri; Scatophagidae
Gene: atf7a
Product: activating transcription factor 7a
Exons: 11
Coding region: 1190-2842 (550 amino acids)
Biological process (GO): regulation of transcription by RNA polymerase II
Molecular function (GO): DNA-binding transcription factor activity, RNA polymerase II-specific; cAMP response element binding
Source: RefSeq, a predicted model, not a curated record
CAAGUUAACUGCAGCGGCAGCCCACUGCUGAGCUGUAUGCUUGGCUUUGUUCAUCAACCCAUUAUUUAGUCCACCAGAUUAAUAUGUGUUGCCUGGCUUCAGGCUUCUCUACCAUUGCUGUCAUGUCUUCUUCCAAAAGGUCUGAUUGUCUCUUUUGGCUCAUGGCUGCUCUUCACUAAACCCUCAUUUGUGCUGACAUUAUGUAAGGGGAAAUUUACAGCAUUAGUUGAUUUGAGAUUUAUAGGUAACAGGUGUAUAUGUAAGCUACAAGUGGUAAGCCUUGUUAGUGGGAGCCUGCAAAGUUAAGUGAGCAAAGUUUUUUCUUCUCAGCAUCUUUUAUGAAUCCAGUGUAGCCCACUGUAGGAAAAGAUCUUUAGACUAAGUUCAAGUAUAAAUGUGAGGAAGUUUUUGCAAGAGGCCCCAGAUGUCCAGUAUCUGAAACUGGUCAUACUGUAAUCAAUGGGACAAACAUUGCAGAAGUGAGGCAACAUGAAAAAUGAGCUAUUGUAUACUGAUGAAUUUGAAAGUAAAUUGAUAAAUCGAUCAUGUUAACGUUAGAUUUUUAUUCUAGUAUAGAUUUUAGAUGAUCGUCCCAAUGCUAUUAUAGGUGCACUGUUAAUAUGUACUAUUAAUUUUAUAAAUAUUCAAGACUUUCAUUGUGUUUGGCAUCCAGCUAACAAAGAUAGAUGUGUUGAGACACAUUAGUAUGACACUUACAUAAUAAUAUAACUUAGUAUACUCAAAAAUGUGAUGAUAAAGUUAAAAGGUUAUCUUUUCCUGGAUUUAAGCUGAGGUGAAGUGGAACAGCUGUAGGGUCUGUGUGAAUGUGCCCAUUUCAAGAUAUUUGCUAUGGAUUCACAUGGGAGUUCUCAGAACGUGGAUGGAGAUCACUGAAACAAAGAUUGUUCACAGAGAGAAACAGCUGAGAGGGAGAGAGAGAGAGAGCUUGAUUGAGGGGUACAAGAAGGUAAAAAAGGUUGGGGAGGUGCUUGAGAGGGGAGGAAAGGGAGUGGUAAUGAGAGAAGGAGGGACUGGAAGUGAGGGAAAAUGAUACAGAAGCAGAGGGAGAUGUCCCUGUGUAAACGGUAGCUGUCGUUCUCUCUUGAAAGUGGCUCCCCAUUGGCUAACCAGAAUCCCCCCUGUGCGAAGGAAGUAUCACCAGGGAAACUUUGUCUCGCUGCCUCUGUGCAUGUUUUCCUCCUUGCCAGGGUUAUUUUUAAAUAGCAUUCGGCUUCCUGCUCAGACUAAAGACUACAAGCCACAGCAUCCCUGCUUUGUUGUUUUCAGGAUUUGCCAGUUCACAAAUCAAGAAAAAGCCGCAGCAAUGUUCUCCUCUUCUCCUCACCCACAGUUACAUUGCAAGCUUUUUGCAAAAAUGGGGGACGACCGACCUUUCGUGUGCAAUGCUCCUGGCUGUGGACAGCGGUUUACCAAUGAGGACCACUUGGCUGUACAUAAACACAAGCAUGAGAUGACACUGAAAUUUGGACCAGCCAGAACGGACUCUGUCAUAAUUGCAGACCAGACACCUACUCCCACCCGCUUCCUAAAGAACUGCGAGGAGGUUGGUCUGUUCAAUGAGCUGGCCAGCUCUUUCGAACAAGAUGAGGAUGACAAGAGAGCAAAGAACUCUCUUCCUGCACCCAACUCUGUUGCUUUGGACAUGAGCCUGCAGACAACAUCAGACGUGAAGGUGAAAAAAGAGGCGCCUGUAGAGGUCGACUCAUCGCCACCAGAAAGCCCUGAAUCUCUCUCUGGAAGGUCAGACAACAGCAGGGAGCCUCUACUUAAAGGAAAGGACACACCACCCAGGAGUUCAGCCCCCACCCCGACUAUUGUGCGUCCAGGUUCCCUCCCACUACACUUGGGCUUUGAUGCCCUUCAGCCCACCAUGCCUUCACCCACCUCUGUCAUCACACAGGCACCACCUUCCAAUCGUACAAGUCUGGGUUCGCCAACCAGCCACUACCCCAUGAUGAUGCUUCCCUCAGGUCAGGCAGUGCCUGUGCUCCCCGGUCCAGUGCAGAUGCCCUCUGUCAUUAAUUUGGCCCGACCCAUGUGCAUGGUACCGAACAUUCCUGGGAUCCCCGGUCCUCCUCUGGGAGGUAGCAGCAGUGGCUCAAACUCCCCCUCUGGCUACAGCAUCCACUCAGAGGCCAAGAUGCGCCUGAAGGCUGCGCUGUCACAGCAGAGCCCCUCUGGACAUAAUAUGGGGGUCAUGGGCAUGGGCAGCAGCCCCAUGGUACCUCAGAGGGCAGAGCAGAGCCAGCUGCUCGUCCAGCAGCCAGAUGCUCCAUCACCUGCACAACCUCAGGUAUCUCCAGCGCAGCCUACAGGUGGGCGUCGGCGGCGGACGCUAGACGAUGACCCAGAUGAGCGAAGGCAGCGCUUCCUCGAGAGGAAUCGGGCCGCGGCAUCGCGCUGCAGACAGAAACGCAAGCUGUGGGUCAGUUCCCUAGAGAAGAAGGCUGAGGAGCUCUGCACCCUGAACGUCUCACUGUCGAACGAAGUGUCUCUGCUGCGGAACGAGGUGGCUCAUUUGAAGCAGCUACUGCUGGCCCACAAGGACUGUCCUGUGACCACCCUCCAGAAGAAGAAUGCCUACUUAGCUGCAGAAGAGAGCAUGAAAGACACCUCAGAGCCCACAGGUUCCCCUGCCCCGGUGAUCCAGCACAGUUCUUUGGCACCCAGCCCCUCUGCGGGGCAAAACGGCCUUAGUUCAAGGGCAGCAGCUGAGGCCAUGGCUAUGUCUGUGCUGGCAGGAAUGGGCCAGCAGCAGAGGGCUGAGAGUGGACCCUCUCACAUUAUCAUGGCUGCACAAUCUCAAUCUGCUGCCAGAUGAUGAGCGAUGCCACCACGGCCCAGAAUUGGCUCACAGUCGUCAACCGGGGGUAAAGAAGAGCAGUGGACGCCCCCAAAUUUCUUAUCUUCCCCUUCCCUCUUCGUAGUGGUCCGCUGCUCUCUCUGACCCUCUUGUAGAGCCAUCGUGCUGUGGCCUGGAGCUCAGCAGCAGCCUUCUGGGAAUGGACCGAGACUUUUCAGAGAGCUUCCUGUUCACUUUGCCAUAGACUACAGGGGCUGGACUCCAACCUCCCAUCUUCGUUUCCCCUCUGUGCUUCCCUGCUACAUCUCUCCUCACCCUCAGUCAAAAUGACUCCUCACUGGACUGUAGGACUGCAUAGCUCUGAGUGUACUGCCAUUAUCGAAUUCCCAUGUGGACACCCACCACACAUGUGCACAGUUUCUCACACGCAGGUGUUGCAUAAAUGUUCUUGAUCAAAUCAGAUAUCACACAGGGCUUUACACUGUUUUCAGCAGGGAAUAGUGCCUCGUGCUCCUCGACUUUUUAGCCAUGCACACACCCACACAUGCCAUUAUAGCACACGUCCUUAUACAUCCUUGGCGCUAAAGAUGCAGUAGUUGUCUAGAUGUCAGUCAGUGACUCAGAUCUCAAUAUUUACGCAAAAAGUUCUGUGAGUGGUUCUUCCUUUUGGUGAGCUCAAAAUGGACCCAAAAACCUUACCUCAUUUACACCCAUUAUGAUAAAACUGAUUAACUGUGUGUGUGAUUGGCUCUGUGUGUGUAUAUAUUUAUGUACAACAUAGCAGUCUGCCUACUCCUGAUCUUAUAUGUUAAUAGCUGGAUUGUUAGCAUGUUUCUAUUAGGGUUUUAUGUUCUCAAUACAUUAUGUGCAGCUAUGGUUUUUUUUUUAUUUAAUUGGCACAUCCUCCCCAAUUUGUCCACAGAACCCAAACACAUUGAAUGGACCUUGUGUCACCUUUAAAUGAGUUCGUUUCAGCAAAAGCUUAUUCUGACCACAAGGGAAUUUGGUUUCUCCCUCCUCCUCACUUUCCUCUAAAAUAGGCAGUUCUGUUGUUUAUUGGCUUGUAAGUGGAUGCCUUUUUCAUUUUAUGUGAACCUAUUCUAGUGACUGUGUUUCUCUGUGUGGGCUCUGGACUCACUGUAACUGUUAUUUUCACACUUCUCAGGAUGGUUGCACAUCCUUGCUGCUCGAUGGAAGUGUGACGAACCCCUUAGUCCCUUUGCUCUUUACCAAACCUUACCCAAGCCAUAAUGACAACAGAUCAGAUCUCUGAGUCUCCAAAGACCACCUGGUGGGCACUUGUUCUGGCACAGGAAGUAAAUGACCUGACUGUUUUGUUUUGUUUUGUGAUUCAAAGGUCACAGUGACACAAUCGACAGUAUAUCACUGCUUAUUACUUGCACUUGCUUGUUACAGUCUCACCAUGUUUGAUAAUUUUGCCUUAAGAUCACAUUGGUGCCUCCGAUAUCCCCACUUAAAUGUACACAGAUUCACUCAUGGGAAGAACAAUGGGGUCUUGGAAAAAUAUAUUUCUCUUUCAGCAAAUAACAGCCAAUACUUUCAGUAUUGCUGAUUGAUUGAAUCAUUAGUUUCUUGUCGGUCGCAUGAAAUUUUACAACCCUCGUCUGUCAUCUGGUGGAGAGACACAGCAAAGACAUCUUCACAGGAAAAAGUCAAGAUGUCUUGUGACUGUUUCUGAAAGGCUCCGAUUUCUUAAGAAAUCCCACCAAAAAUAUUUUAACAAGAUAACAGUGUAUUUUCACACAAAUAUCUGUCAUUUGUUUUUGUUUUUCCUGUAUAUUUUUCCGCCUCUUUUGCCCAAUAUGAUUAUGUAUGUACAAGAUGUGAUGUUUCAGAAACAAGGUAUCUGUCCACUGACACAAGGGCAUGUCUUUAUGCACUAAAAUAAUGCAGGUUUAUUGUUGCUUUGCCUUUCUGUUCAUUUUAAAAUUUUGCAGUUCCCUUAGUCCUUCUCGGAAAUACCAGAUCCGUUUUUAGAAGAUAUGUAUUUUCUGUUAUCUGUACUGUAUACCUGAAUGGGAAUUUUCCCAGCAGUUUUAAUGCCUUUCACUUCUGACUGAACCUUUUGUCCUACAGUCCCAGUGCCGACCCCGACAUUUUGUUGUACUUCGGAGCUGGCACUAUAUUUGGCUGGCAGUCCCUUAUAGACGAUUGUUCAUAUGAAAUGAAAAUUCAUACUAUAUUUAGCUUUCAUGUUUUCAUGUAAUUCAUGUCAUUGGCACCUUUUCUGUCAUUUCUUAUUUUCUCUUGUGUGCUAUUUUCAGCACUACACAACCUUUUGUCAUAACGCUUCUGAUUGUAAUGAUAAGUAUAGAAACUGAUUUCUUUAACACACAGAUUUAUUUUUUAUUUUUUCGUUUUCUCUGCAGAAAAUGUCAUUAGUCCUUUUUCAGAAAGAGAUUCCCUUUUGUUAUAUCCUUGAAGAUGAAUUUGGUAAUGUCUUUUGACUGGCCUUAUCUAACUUAUUUUUUUUAAUUGGACAACUAAUAAUCGACAUUAUGAUCUCCGGCAUAAUACUGUUACCAAGAAUUGUUGUGGAAAAAAAGCAGUUGAAAAAUGCAACAAAGUGAAAGUUGCACUUAGUGUUUUAAUGGUUUUUCACACUCCCGUUGUUGGACUGAUGAUUUCAAAGAUUGUCCUUGUACUGUACAUAUCUGUACUAUAUGAAUAUAUUUACUUUUCCAUGCAUGUCCAAGUGGAUUACUAUGCUGCAGUUUUAAUUAAAGAAACUACAUCUUAA